Cottoperca gobio is the source of this 3100-nucleotide messenger RNA. RefSeq lists its product as uncharacterized. Lineage: Eukaryota; Metazoa; Chordata; Actinopteri; Perciformes; Bovichtidae. Gene Ontology annotation, molecular function: microtubule binding. The record is from RefSeq and is a predicted model, not a curated record.
CUGCAAGAUGGCAAGUACAGCGUUUGUGACUCCAGACCCCGUCCAUGAUAAAAGCAGCCGUCCUUAUUUAGUGACCUGGAUGAACAACCUGCUGAAGACGAGCUUCAAAGACGUACGGCAGAUGGGUUCAGGUGCAUGUUACUGUCAGAUCACGCACUGGGUUAUUCCGGGCUCUCUUGAAAUCUCCAAGGUGAAGUUUGAUGUGCAGAGUGAAGAUGACUGCAAGCACAACUUCAGUCUCCUCCAUGAGGCCUUCAGCAAGAGCGGAAUCACUAAGAUGAUUCCAGUGGAGGAGCUCAUUAACGGAGAUCCUCAGAUCAACUUUGAGAUCAUGAAGUGGUUCAAAGCUUUCUACCUGGCGAAUGUGAACGUUGAAGACUACGACCCUGUGAAAGCUCGGGGGGGCCGGGACAUCAGCCCCACUGGGGCUUUCCCCGCACUGAUUAAAGAGAAAUCUAAGCUGGACUCGGAGGAGGAGGUCCGCACUGGACCCAAAGAAUUCCCCUUCUCCGAACAUUGGAUGGAUAUUUUUGACUGGGCUGAGCACAGUGAGCUCGGAGAGCGUUUUACCUUCUGCCGCUCCUGCAACAGAAGCCUGAAGACGUUUUCCAAAGGCCUUGUUGAACUCAGGCGACAUGUGGAGACAAACAAACACAAGAAACGGGUUCAGAUGUACCAGAGAAGCGUCCUGCAGAGCCACCUGUCUGAUCAGCUGCCCUGCAGCGACGCCGCCGUGCGCUUCAUUCACCAGCUCUGCUGCUCCGGCUCCGCUGAAGGUGAACUCGCGUCUCAGCGUUUUGCACGCUGUAAGCUGGGGUUGCAGUACCCCAAAGACAUCACAUCUGUCUGCCAGCACACUCCCUACUGUGUAUACAUCUACGGGGGGGAAACACUGGGAGAGGACGACACCGUCUCCGUGGUCCUUGUUGGGUUUUUUGAUGUCGGAGCCUCCAGGCACCGCAUCCGAUUCCUGGAUGCUCUUCAGUCGGAGGAUCGUGUGGGAGAGAAAACAGCAGCGGCUGUGGUGGAGACCUUGAAGAACUUCGGGUUACCCACACACAAUCUUGCCGCAGUUUAUUCUGAUGGUAAUGGUGCGGCCUCCGAGCACAUCUGCACACAGCUCAGGGAGCUCAACCCGAACAUAGUGUCUGUUGGAGGACUGUACGCUGUCGCUGAUGCUGCUCUCCAUGCUGGCAUUAAGGAGCUGUCCAAUCAGGCCCAAGAGUUGAUGGUAGACAUGCACGCUCACCACUCAUCCUGCUCCUCCCAGAAUGACAACCUCACAGCUCUGUUUGUCUCAGACAUCAGCGCAGACAGACAUCUCAACACCAGCUGCCUCACCUUCUGCCUGUUCGUCACACACGUCUUGGAAGUAUGGACAGAUCUCAUAAUGUACUUUAAAUCUUGUAACAAGGAAGACAAAAAAGCCAAGUUAAUCAGCUCCCAGCUGCAGGAUCCCAAAGUCAGGGCCACGUUUAUGUUCCUGGAGCACGCCUUGAAGCCUCUGCACACUUUCCAAAGGCAGCUGCAGACUCCGGAGGGAGCCGCCCGCGCUGACAUGCUGCUCGUCCUAGAAGAGGCCAGCAGCCUGCUGUGCACCUACACCUCCUACUUCCUUCAGCCUGAAGCGGCUGCUCGCUUCGCCAAGGAACGCGACGCCCAAAUCCUUAAAGACAAGAAGUUCCACCUGUCGAGCCCGGAACUCAGUCUGGGGGGGGGGGCGGUGGAAGAUGUAACACGGCUACAAGAGGAGGCGCUGGCUUUCUACGUCGCACUCACAGGUUGCGUCGCAGAGCAGCUGCCUCUGAGCGACGAGCUGCUCCGCUCCAUCGCUCUGCUGCUGAACCCCCGAAGCAGACUGACGCUGACGGGGAAAGUGGUCCGGGAGCUUGGGACCGAGCUGGAUAUUUGCAGCUCCCCUGAAGAGGUGGAGCAGCUCACAGGUGAGUUCCUGGAGUAUCAGCUGAGUGAGACGGACAGCGCUGCGGGGGCUUCACUGGAGGAGCAUUGGGCCCGCGUGCUGAAGGACACCAAGCCGGCCUCAGUCUUCAGACAGCUGGUCCUCACGCUGCUGUCUCUCCCCUGUCCUCCUCUUCAGGCCCAGCAGCUGUUCGCUCAGGCGCUGGACAGUGAAGAUGCUGCUCUGCUCUCUGAGACUGAAGACAGCGAGUGUGACCUCACGUCCAGCGCUGACGCCCCCUGCCGCAGGAACGCUACAGUCCACGCUGAAGGACUGAAGGACCUGAACGUGUCGGUGAAGCGCUGUGAGGUCCGCCUCACUAAGAUAAAUGACGACGCCUGCACAGCUGGAGAGAACGGACACUUGUGGAAAGAGAUGCCCAUCAGGGGAAGUUAUGGCUGGGAGAGCAGUCUGCGCCAGAAACCACAGGCCCGUGCAGUGUUUCAGGCCGGCGCUGCCACCUGCUUCCCCCCCGAAGGUGAUGACAAGGACAGCAAGACUCAAGACGAGGUGGCUGAAGAGACGUCACCGUUCAGUAAACGCACUCCAAGAGGACGAGGGAAACAGGCCUACCAGGACGGGAAAGGGUUUCUGACAGGAGAGCUGGUGUGGGGCAAAGUGAAGGGCUUCUCCUGGUGGCCCGGGAUGGUGAUGCCUUGGAAAACAAAGUCCUCUCCUCCAGGAAUGCGGCGGGUGGAGUGGUUCGGAGACGGGAUGUUCUCAGAGAUCUACACGGAGGGUCUCAUGAUAUUCAGCGCCUUCACUAAGUGCUUCUGCAAGAACUCCUUUGCCAGCUUGCCCGUCUACAAGGAAGCCGUCUACCAGAUCAUUGAGCUGGCAGGGGAGCGAUGUGCAAAGUCUUUCUCUGAGGCGGAGGGAAAGAAAGAGAGCGAGCUGAAGCUGAUGCUGAGCUGGGCCUCUGAAGGGUUCCUGCCGACAGGACCGGAGGGAUUCCUGCCUCCUGAUGCGGCUGCACAUCAGGACUCUUCUGACUCUGCCAUGUCCGACUACCAGCCGCCUGCCAAACGGAAAUAUGUUUUAAAGAGCAAGGCCGUCGCUCCCAUCAUCACCUACAACAGAGAGUCGAUCAGAGAGAAGGUGAAAGAGAAAGGGAAACACAUUGAAGCUAAAGUAGUUUAA